UACACUUGCAGGCAUGAGCCACCAGAUAGAAGCAUAGAGCCUGGGCCUAUUUUUGAUUGCGGCGCGGCAGGCGGCAGGCGGCAGGCGGCAGGCGGCAAUGGGCGGAAAGGGGCAACGACGGAGGGAGAAGAAUUACAGAGCUGCUCACGGUGGUGAAACGCGGCUCCCUCCUCCUCCCAGUGUGAAAGAGUUAGAUGUUAUUCCCUUCAAGCUCCGCAAAAUCAUGGAGUUCAGGAACGAGAAUUUCUCUGCAGUUAAGCAAGGGCACGCGCCAACUUCCAAAGACAGCAGAGGCCAGAAGAAGAGAAAGCCAGUAAGCGACUGCGACUCUGAGAAUAACAAGAAAAUGAACAAAAAUGAGUCUUCAUCUACAACAAGUUCUGUAAACAAAGAGGGCAUCCCGGCAAUAAAGGAAGACCAUUUAAAUAGUAAUGAUGCAAUUAAAACUCAAUUCUUAAAUGGUGAGGGAAAGGAGAAACAAAAAAGAAAGGUGCCUAAGGACCUACGCUUUGUGGACAUGGAUCGAGUUGCCGGUGUCUCAAGGAAGAAAAAGCGCAAAGAUUAUUUCGAGGCAAAGAAAAAGAAAAACAAAAGGCCCAAAAUUGAUGAUGUUCGGAACUUUCCUGGUCGCGAAGAGAUAGUGUUUGGUGAAGUUGUUCAAGCUCCACCUAAACUAUCUGUUCCUAAGAGAUCCACAAAAGGCCCUCUUGAUGCUUUUCAUGAAAGAGUAAGAUUAGAAACAAUUGAAGCUUACAGACAGAAGAGAGGAUGGGAAUCCAGGCCUGGUGUCCAUAUUCCCAUGCCGGAAAAUCCAUCCACAUGACAUUGGUUGGAGGGAUUUAGCACUGUCUCAUUAGAAAUUUAUAGAUAGCUGAAAAGGUUUUGACCAACAUAGCUUAAUGAUGAUCAUAUGGCAUGAUGAGCUUGUUUCUAUGGGGUUGAAAGCCACCAGGAAUUUACUUCUGAUUGUUUGUCCUGCAAUAUUAUCUUUAUGCCUUUGUGACUAAUUAUUGAAUCUUUUGUACUAGCGAAUUGUUUGGUUGGUAUCAUUUUUGUCUAAUUAAGUUAAUUGAACUUGA
This is a messenger RNA of Zingiber officinale, 1079 nucleotides long. RefSeq lists its product as uncharacterized. The transcript is spliced from 5 exons. The record is from RefSeq and is a predicted model, not a curated record. NCBI's taxonomy places the organism in Eukaryota, Viridiplantae, Streptophyta, Magnoliopsida, Zingiberales, Zingiberaceae. The coding region runs from base 98 to 823 and encodes 241 amino acids.